Messenger RNA from Python bivittatus (Burmese python), 1383 nucleotides. Lineage: Eukaryota; Metazoa; Chordata; Lepidosauria; Squamata; Pythonidae. The record is from RefSeq and is a predicted model, not a curated record.
AGCCUUUGGUGCCGGGGGAGGCUCUGCAGCCCAGUCAGAAGCAGAGGGCCUGGCAUCCGGACGCCAUGAGGCUGCUGCGUCUGGCGCUGCUGUUGGGCUGCCUCUGCGGGUCUUUUGCUGCUGAAGAGUCCUGCGAGGGCCGCUGUGACAAGGGCUUUGACAGUGAGAAGAAGUGCCAGUGUGACGACCUGUGCAUAUACUACCAGAGCUGCUGCAGUGACUAUGCCAGCACCUGUAAAUCCAAAGUGACACGUGGAGAUGUCUUCGUCCAGCCAGAGGACGACUACCUGGAUUAUUACGACCUGGCCAGCAGCAAUGGCUCGGUGCCCACCAGCCCCACCCCAGAGUCCACUGUGUAUAUUAUCAGUGAGGAUGAGCAAACCUGGACAGAAGGCGGCGAGGCGUGGUCGGAGGCCCCCACGGAGGGCCCCACCUGGGGCCAGGCAGAGCCUCUGCCUCCAACCCUGCCAAGUGGGGGGCAGGAGGAGGGGGCGGGGGUGGCUGCCUCGGGCGGGGAAGGCGAUGGCGAGCCCGGGCCCUUAGCCCGGGGCCGGGGCCGCUCGAUCGGGCACGCUGAGCCCCCCACCCCCUCUCGCCUCCCCUCCCUCCUGCAGGGGAACCUCUACUGGCGCUUCGACGACGGCGUCCUGGAGGACGGCUUUCCCCGCAAUAUCUCCGACGGCUUCCAGGGCAUACCGGACGACCUAGACGCCGCCCUCGCCCUGCCCGCCGAGAACUACUUCGCCAGCGAGCACGUCUACUUCUUCAAAGGUGCCUGUCGCCGGCGGGUGGAAGGGGCUGCGAGCCGCGAGGACUGCGAGCAGACGUCCCCCUCGCUGGUCUUCGGCCACUACACAGUGCUGCAGCGCGACAGCUGGGAGGAGUUCUUCCGGCUGCUCUUCCAAGGCCCCCAGCCAGGCGAGGUCAGCGGACCGCACUCCAUCCGCCGCAACUGGCGAGGGCUGCCCGGCCAGCUGGACGCUCCCCAUCCCGCCAGGCUCCACCUUGGCCAGAGCCCCUCCAGGACGCUCGCCAGGCAGAAGGCCUCCCGCCGGCACCGCAAGAAGUACCAUCACCGGGGGCGCUGGGGCCGCUGGAAGCCACAGAUCUGGGAGUCGCUGGGCGGGGGCAGCUCGGACUCCUCGGACCAGGACUGGCUGCUGGGCAGCUCUCCGUGCCAGCCCUUCCAGAGUGCCUAUUUCUUUGUGGACGACCACUACUACCGGUUCAACCUGCGGACUCAGCGGGUGGACUGGGUAUACCCCAGGUAUCCGCGCCCCAUCGCCAAAUACUGGCUGGGCUGCUCAUCGGAGGAUCUGGCCUGAGCCCAGCUACAGACCCCUCCGGACCUGCUGAUUCGACAAAUAAAGCCUGUGCCCACCA